Messenger RNA from Tinamus guttatus (white-throated tinamou), 3221 nucleotides. The record is from RefSeq and is a predicted model, not a curated record. Lineage: Eukaryota; Metazoa; Chordata; Aves; Tinamiformes; Tinamidae.
AUGCAGUGUGAGUGGCUGCGAAUCCCCCGAGCGAUUCCCGCGUCCCAGGGCGGCCUCGGGAAGCAGGAGGGUGCGAGCGCUCGCUGCUCCCCCGGCCUCCCCCCGGCCGGGCUCAUUCCGAUCGGCAGUGUAAUUGGAAUGCGACCGCAGGCUGGAGGAGGAAGGGGAAUUUUUGUGAAGAAUCAGUAUCUUUAUUAUGUAUUUCUUGUCUUUUUUUUUCUUACAGUACUGUGUGCAAAAAACUUGGUGAAAAAGGACUUUUUUCGACUUCCUGAUCCAUUUGCUAAGGUUGUGGUGGACGGAUCUGGCCAAUGCCAUUCUACAGAUACUGUGAAGAAUACACUUGAUCCAAAAUGGAAUCAGCAUUAUGACCUAUAUAUUGGGAAGUCGGACUCAAUAACAAUCAGUGUGUGGAAUCAUAAGAAAAUACAUAAAAAGCAGGGAGCUGGUUUUCUGGGUUGUGUGAGACUUCUUUCAAAUGCAAUCAACCGCCUUAAAGACACUGGUUAUCAGAGAUUGGAUCUGUGCAAGCUUGGGCCUAAUGACAACGACACUGUUAGAGGACAGAUAGUAGUAAGUCUUCAGUCCAGAGACCGAAUAGGCACAGGAGGACAAGUUGUGGAUUGCAGUCGUUUGUUUGAUAAUGAUUUACCAGAUGGGUGGGAGGAGCGGAGGACUGCUUCUGGAAGGAUCCAAUAUUUAAAUCAUAUUACACGAACAACGCAGUGGGAAAGACCAACACGGCCAGCCUCUGAAUAUUCCAGUCCAGGAAGACCUCUAAGCUGUUUCGUGGAUGAGAACACUCCAAUUACAGGAACGAAUGGUGCAACGUGUGGGCAGUCGUCAGACCCGCGAGUGGCAGAGAGAAGAGUCAGGUCACAAAGACACAGAAAUUACAUGAGCAGGACACACUUACACACUCCUCCUGAUCUACCUGAAGGAUAUGAGCAAAGAACUACUCAGCAAGGUCAGGUCUAUUUUCUACAUACUCAGACUGGUGUUAGCACGUGGCACGAUCCAAGAGUACCUAGGGAUCUUAGCAACAUCAAUUGUGAAGAGCUUGGUCCACUGCCUCCUGGAUGGGAGAUCCGAAAUACAGCGACAGGCAGGGUUUAUUUUGUUGACCAUAACAACAGAACAACGCAGUUUACGGACCCACGGCUAUCUGCUAACUUGCAUUUAGUCUUAAACCGCCAGAAUCAGCUCAAAGACCAGCAGCACCAGCAGCAGCAGCAGGUUGUGGCCUUGUGUCAGCUUCCCGACGAGGCCGAAUGUCUCACGGUGCCAAGGUACAAACGGGACCUCGUGCAGAAGCUCAAAAUCCUGCGGCAGGAGCUGUCACAGCAGCAGCCUCAAGCCGGCCACUGUCGCAUUGAGGUCUCCAGGGAAGAGAUUUUUGAGGAAUCCUACAGGCAAGUCAUGAAGAUGAGGCCUAAAGACCUGUGGAAGCGGUUAAUGAUAAAAUUUCGUGGGGAGGAAGGCCUUGACUAUGGAGGUGUUGCCAGGGAGUGGCUCUACUUACUGUCCCAUGAAAUGCUGAAUCCAUAUUAUGGUCUCUUCCAAUAUUCCCGAGAUGAUAUCUACACACUGCAGAUCAACCCCGACUCUGCAGUUAACCCGGAACACUUAUCGUAUUUCCACUUUGUUGGCCGGAUAAUGGGCAUGGCCGUGUUUCACGGUCACUACAUCGAUGGGGGCUUCACGUUGCCUUUCUACAAGCAGUUGCUGGGGAAGCCAAUUACUUUGGAUGACAUGGAAUUGGUUGACCCUGAUCUUCAUAACAGCUUAGUCUGGAUACUUGAGAAUGAUAUCACAGGAGUCUUGGACCAUACAUUUUGUGUAGAACACAAUGCAUAUGGGGAAAUCAUUCAGCAUGAACUGAAACCCAAUGGCAAAAGCAUCCCAGUAACAGAGGAAAAUAAAAAGGAAUAUGUCAGACUUUAUGUAAACUGGCGAUUUUUACGAGGAAUUGAAGCUCAGUUUCUGGCUUUACAGAAGGGAUUUAAUGAAGUAAUCCCACAACAUCUGCUGAAGACAUUUGAUGAGAAGGAGUUAGAGCUCAUCAUCUGUGGACUCGGAAAAAUAGAUGUUAAUGACUGGAAGGCAAAUACUAGGUUAAAACACUGUACCCCAGAUAGCAACAUUGUGAAAUGGUUCUGGAAAGCUGUGGAGUUUUUUGAUGAAGAAAGGAGAGCACGACUGCUCCAGUUUGUGACUGGCUCCUCCCGAGUGCCUCUGCAGGGCUUCAAGGCUUUACAAGGUGCUGCAGGUCCACGGCUAUUUACAAUACACCAAAUUGAUGCCAGCACUAAUAAUUUGCCCAAAGCUCAUACCUGCUUUAAUCGAAUAGACAUUCCUCCCUACGAAAGCUAUGACAAGCUCUACGAGAAGCUGCUAACUGCCAUUGAAGAAACAUGUGGGUUUGCUGUGGAAUGACCCUUCACAGCCUUACCUGAGACUCUAUUUAUACUCCUGUCAGCCAGAAAGCCCUUCCCUCAGACAAGACUCAAGAAAUGCUUGAAAUACAGGAAACUUUCCCUCUUCUACACUAGGACACUGUGAGGGAAAGGACAACUUUGGAUUUUUUUUUUUUUCAAGAAAAUAGGUUCUGUGGCUCUUGCCAGAGAAUCAUUCAGCUGCUAUUAAAAACUAAUAUCUUGAACAUACAGAAUGCUGACUUUUCCUACAUUUCAACUGUUAAGCAGUAUUCUAUACUUAAAGACUACUACUAUUUUUGUAAAAGGUAAUCUAUUAUAUUUGCCUACCUGAUUUCUAUUCUCAGAUACCAAGACACAACUUCAGCAGUCGGUACAAGUCACGUUUCAGCCUGGUUUAAGUGUAACAUACUGAAGCAUCUAUACCUGCUAUUUUUUGGAAAAAAAAUAUUUUGGAUUAUUCUAACUUUGCAUAAAAUUGGCUGAAGAAAUCAGUAAUCUUUUUAAUUAAAGCCACUUACAUGUUAACUGCAUUUUCUUAUAGUAGAACAUUAUAUUCUGCAAUGUAAAUUCAACAUAAAUGUUACCACAGGGGGCUUUUUUAUAUUUUUCAAGCAUGAAUUACAAAUAUGAUGUUUUUGGGUCCUAUUUAUAUCACUUGUCAGAUUCCUUAAAACAAAAUUUCUAGUCUGAGUGGCACAUACUGUAUUUGGUACAGUACUUGUGUUAACAUGUGGGAUAGACCUUUCUAAUUAAUGGUAGACUUUUUUUUUUAAACAGCAUUUU